AUGGCUUCCCUUUUCACCUUCGUUUUGUCCCUCUUGCUUGUGGCACAAUGCUGCUGGUGUCUAACAUUGCCCAAGAAGACAUACAUAGUUCACAUGAAACAGAACAAUAAACCUUCAAUCUACCCUACUCACACUGACUGGUACACUGCAAAUCUUCAAUCUUUAACCACUGAUUCCGAUCCCUUGCUUUACUCUUAUACUCAUGCCUACAACGGCUUUGCGGCGUCGCUGGCCGAGGAACAGGCACAGGAGCUUCUCAGAUCCGAGGAUGUUCUUGGAGUGUACGAGGAGACAGUCUACCAACUGCACACCACGUGUACGUCGCAGUUUUUGGCGCUCGAGAGAGAGACGGGGCUGUGGGAAGGUCACACCGCGCAGGACCACAACCAAGCGUCGCACAACGAUAUCAUGGGGGACGGCGUCGACGUGCUCUCGCUCUCCCUCGGCGGUGGCUCUGCGCCGUACUUUCACGACACCAUUGCUGUAGGCGCGUUCGCAGCGGUGGUAAGGGGGAUCUUCGUCUCCUGCUCCGCCAGGAACAGGGGCCCCGAGAAGGCCUCACUUGCAAAUGUUGCACGCUGGAUAAUGACCGUUGGGGCUGGGACGUUGGACCGUGAUUUCCCCGCCUUCGCCGUGCUCGGCAACAAAAAACAGUACUCCGGUGUUUCGCCUUACAGCAGAACCAGAAUGGGGACCGAACCGAUGGGGUUGGUUUAUAAUAAAAGGUUGAACCAGUCCGGAAGCGUCUGCAUGCCCGAUUCACUCGACCCGAGUUUAGUUCGUGGGAAGGUGGUGGUUUGCGAUAGAGGGAUUAACGCGCGCGUGGAGAAGGGCAAGGUGGUGCGUGUCGCAGGUGGGGUAGGGAUGAUUCUGGAAAACACAGAAGCGAGUGGGGAGGAGUUAGUAGCAGACAACCACCUUCUACCGGCUGUGGUGGUGGGAAGAAUCGUGGGGGAUCAGAUCAGGAAACACGCUUCCUCAGAUCCUAAUCCAACGGCAGUUCUCGGUUUCCGUGGAACAGUUUUGAACAUUAGACCUUCACCAAUGGUGGUGCCUUGGACUGAGCGGCUGGUCCGAUGGAGGCUCUACUCUACCGGAGAAGACGAACGACACAAGCAACGUGACAGAGAGUGA
Messenger RNA from Vigna angularis (adzuki bean), 1134 nucleotides. RefSeq names its product subtilisin-like protease SBT1.8. The transcript is spliced from 2 exons. NCBI's taxonomy places the organism in Eukaryota, Viridiplantae, Streptophyta, Magnoliopsida, Fabales, Fabaceae. The coding region runs from base 1 to 1134 and encodes 377 amino acids. Gene Ontology annotation, biological process: proteolysis. Gene Ontology annotation, molecular function: serine-type endopeptidase activity. The record is from RefSeq and is a predicted model, not a curated record.